This is a messenger RNA of Impatiens glandulifera, 936 nucleotides long. RefSeq names its product 7-methyl-GTP pyrophosphatase. NCBI's taxonomy places the organism in Eukaryota, Viridiplantae, Streptophyta, Magnoliopsida, Ericales, Balsaminaceae. Bases 133 to 750 code for a protein of 205 amino acids. Gene Ontology annotation, molecular function: nucleoside triphosphate diphosphatase activity. The transcript is spliced from 9 exons. The record is from RefSeq and is a predicted model, not a curated record.
AUAUUGGUUUCCAUUUGUUUGAACUAAAACGUUCGAUCGAAUUAACACCGCACCCUGCUGCAUACAUAAUACUGCUCUUUGUACUCACAGCCAAGCUUCUUCUUCUUCUUCUUCAUAGCUUUCGACGCAGAAAUGGUCAUCGGGAGUUCUUCAUUUAGGAUAAUUCUGGGUUCAGCUUCAAUGGCUCGUCGGCGAAUCUUAGCCGAGAUGGGCUAUGAGUUCACUGUCAUGACUGCAGAUAUUGAUGAGAAAAGCAUUAGGAAAGAAAAGCCAGAAGACCUGGUGAUGGCCCUAGCUGAAGCAAAGGCAGAUGCCAUUAUGUCGAAAAUUCAAACCGCAAAUCAUGUGAAGGAUGAUUCUCGUGAUACAUUGUUAAUUACAGCAGAUACAGUUGUGGUGUACCAAGGGAUUAUCAGAGAAAAACCAUCAAGCAUAGAAGAAGCUUAUCAGUUCAUUAAAGGUUACUCGGGUAGUCAUGCAGCAGUUGUCGGAUCCAUCUUUAUGGUGAACUUAAAGACGGGUGUCAAAAGAAGUGGAUGGGAAAAAGCCGAGGUAUAUUUUCAUGAUAUACCAAAUGAAAUAAUUGAAAAUCUGAUAGAAGAGAGGAUUACAUUCAAUGUUGCCGGAGGUUUGAUGCUCGAACAUCCAUUGAUAUCGCCCUUUAUUGAUUCUGUGGUUGGAACUACAGAUUGCGUUAUGGGGCUUUCUAAAGAGCUCACAUCUAAACUAAUUCAAGAAAUCGUCGAAUAACACACGAAUUGAUCAUCAUCGACCUAAUCAACUGCGAUGAUUAAUUGAUCAAUCUCUUUGUUUGGUAUUGACUAGUAGUGUUUCUUCUUCAGACUAACUCAUUGUCACUUUUUUCUGUAAACAUAUAUGAUUUCUUGGGGUAUACAGCUACUAAUCUACAGUGACUAAAAAUUUUAAUUUCCAGGA